Messenger RNA from Bipolaris maydis ATCC 48331, 1204 nucleotides. RefSeq lists its product as uncharacterized. The record is from RefSeq and is a predicted model, not a curated record. NCBI's taxonomy places the organism in Eukaryota, Fungi, Ascomycota, Dothideomycetes, Pleosporales, Pleosporaceae.
UCCAUAUUACCACCAUCUAAUUACAACUACUCUCGUUUCUUCGAAGCAUUUCGAUACCCUUCGCUUAUUGUCUCAACUUCAGCAUAUCCGCAACCCUCACCAUGCGCUACUCUUUCUUUGCUCUGGCCGCAGCCGGCGUCCUUGCCUCGGCCCAGUCUACAAUUCCUCUCGGGGAGAAUUGUACUCCAGGCGGUACUCCGUGUGCCGGCGGUGCCAACUGCUAUGCCACCAACUCGAUGCUCCAGCCCCGAUGCGGAAACUUCCAAUCAUCAUGCACCAGCGACGCGCAAUGUGCAUUCAAUACCUGUAAUGGUGGCUUGUGCAAUGGCCCCAAGCCUUCUUCUGCACCAGUCCCUUCUUCCACUCCACCGGCUACAACUCCCAUUCCCCUGGGCGAGCAGUGCACUCCAGGUGGCACCCCAUGUGCUAAUGGUGCCAAUUGCUACGCUACCAACUCGAUGCUUCAGCCACGAUGCGGAAACUUCCAGUCUUCUUGCACCAGCGAUGCCCAAUGUGCAUACAACACCUGCAACGGCGGCUUCUGCAGUGGCCCAAAGGCUUCUUCCUCAACCCCACCGACCGUCACAAGCUCAGCUGCGCCCGGAUGGAGCCCUGCCCCAUCACCGACGAUUAGUGCGCCCGCUGGAUCUCUUGCUCUGGGCGCUGAGUGCAAUCCCUAUGUCACCCCUAGCCAGUGUAUGGCGGGUGUGGAGUGCUGGGCCAGCAACGCCGGUUUGAUCGCGAAAUGUGGUAACUUCAACGCCGCAUGCAAGACCGAUGCGCAGUGCGCCUACAACACUUGCAACAACGGCAUUUGCAACGGUCUUCGUAUGUCUUCCUCUGGUCUGCCUGUGGCUUCUUCCACCCCAGUCCCAGGAACCCUGAGUGUCCAGCCUACUCCUUCUUCCGGCUCGAGUGGAAACGGUACCGUGCACCCAUCUCACACUCCCUCCACCACUUCGUCCGGCACCCCAGAGUUCACUGGCGCCGCAUCAGCUGAGAAAGUAGCGGGCGGCAUUUUCGCUAUUGUCUUUGGUGCCAUCGCCAUGGGCUUGUAAGGUUGUGAACAUGUCUAGCCAUGAACUAAUGAUGGAUUGAUGGGACAGAAUAAUGUUUGUUUUUUGCGCUCAUGCCGAUCUCUUCUUACUGUUUUCAGCGUGUACAUACAUAUAGACUAAUAAUGCACAUAAUCAAUAUCCUUGAA